This is a messenger RNA of Hansenula ciferrii, 1530 nucleotides long. RefSeq names its product Casein kinase I. The record is from RefSeq and is a predicted model, not a curated record. Lineage: Eukaryota; Fungi; Ascomycota; Saccharomycetes; Phaffomycetales; Wickerhamomycetaceae. Gene Ontology annotation, molecular function: protein serine/threonine kinase activity; ATP binding. Gene Ontology annotation, cellular component: cytoplasm; nucleus. The transcript has a single exon. Gene Ontology annotation, biological process: endocytosis; signal transduction; peptidyl-serine phosphorylation. The coding region runs from base 1 to 1530 and encodes 509 amino acids.
AUGACUACUCGUCAAGCUUCAGCUGCUGCUGUUGCUGCGUCUUCUGCUGCUGUUAAUAAUAUAAUAAACACAGGCUCAACAAAUCAUCAAUCCCAUCAUCAAUCUCACCAACAAAUAUCUAGUAAUAAUACAUCCAAUUCUAAUACUAAUAAUAAUUCAUCAUCAAAUAAUUCCACUAUAGUUGGUUUACAUUAUAAAAUUGGUAAAAAAAUUGGUGAAGGUUCAUUUGGUGUUAUUUUUGAAGGUAUAAAUAUGAUUAAUCAAAUUCCUGUUGCAAUAAAAUUUGAACCAAGAAAAACUGAAGCUCCACAAUUAAGAGAUGAAUAUAGAACUUAUAAACAUUUAAAUGGAUCUUAUGGUAUUCCACAAGCUUAUUAUUUUGGUCAAGAAGGUUUACAUAACAUUUUGGUUAUUGAUUUAUUAGGUCCUUCACUCGAAGAUUUAUUUGAUUGGUGUGGUAGAAGAUUUAGUGUUAAAACUACUGUUCAAGUUGCAGUACAAAUGAUUACUUUAAUUGAAACUUUACAUGCAAAUGAUUUAAUUUAUAGAGAUAUAAAACCAGAUAAUUUCCUUGUUGGUAGACCUGGUCAAAUUGAUGAAAAUCAAAUUCAUUUAGUUGAUUUUGGUAUGGCUAAACAUUAUAGAGAUCCAAGAACAAAACAACAUAAUCCUUAUAGAGAGAAAAAAUCAUUAAGUGGAACUGCAAGAUAUAUGUCUAUAAAUACUCAUUUAGGUAGAGAACAAUCAAGAAGAGAUGAUUUAGAAGCAUUAGGUCAUGUUUUUUUUUAUUUCCUGAGAGGUCAAUUACCAUGGCAAGGUUUAAAAGCUCCAACAAAUAAACAAAAAUAUGAAAAAAUUGGUGAAAAAAAACGUACUACAGUGGUUAAUGAUUUAUCAAUAGGUUUACCAAAUCAAUUUGCUAUAUAUUUAGAAACUGUUAGAAAAUUAAGUUUUGAAGAAACUCCAAAUUAUGAAGGUUAUAGACAAUUAUUAUUAAGUGCAUUAACUGAUAUUGGUGAAACUGCUGAUGGGAAAUAUGAUUGGAUGAAAUUAAACGGUGGUAAAGGUUGGGAUUUAUCAAUAAAUAAAAAACCAAAUUUACAUGGUUAUGGACAUCCAAAUCCUCCAAAUGAAAAAGAUCGUCAUCAUCGUCAUCAACAACAACAAAGAAACAAGAGACAUAAUCAACAAAUUCCAAUCCCUGUAUCAAAUCAUAUUCCAAUUAAUCCAAAACAACAACAACCAUUACCAACAACUCAACCUCUUAAUCCACAAAUGUUUAAACAACAACCUCAACCACCAUCUUCACAACAACAACAACAGCAGCAACAACAACAGCAAAAUGAAUUGAAUACUUCAAAUGCAUUAAAUCAACAACAAUUUCAAAAUAAACAACCAACUCCAAUUAGAGAAAAAGUUAAUUCUUCAAGUGGUAUAAUUGAAUCAAGAACUAAUAAUAUUAAUCAACAAUUAAAUGAUGAUGAAUCAGUAAAGAAAUCAGGUUUUAAAAAGUUUUUCUGUUGUGCAUAA